UGUUUUCUGUCCAUCAGAAUAAGUACAAGCACACCGCUGAGAUGGACAGGGCGAGCUUCACGAGUGUCAUCGACACCCCGGAGAUCAUCCAUGCUCAGCAGAUGAAGAGCAUCAUCAGCCAGAAAAAGUACAAAGAGGAGGCUUCGAAGAGCAUGUCUCAAUAUGUGCCGGUGUUCGACACUCCAGAGAUGCAGAGAGUCCGUGAGAACCAGAAGAACUUCAGCACUCAUCAGUACCAGAUUGAACAUAGAAACAUAAAGGGCAAAGUGUCUACUAUAAAGGACACUCCUGAAAUGCUCCGUGCUAAAGAGAAUACAAAGAAUUACAGCUUGAUUCAGUACAAAGAGGAUUUGGGAGGAGGAACAUCCUUAUCCGAGACCCCCGAGAUGGAGAGGGUUAAACGCAACCAGCGCAACAUUAGCACGAUUCAGUACAAGGACUCUUUGGGUCAAGGCACGUCCAUUCCUGAUCUGCCCGAGGUGAAGAGGGUCCGAGAAACCCAGAAGAAUAUCAGCUUGAUUCAAUACAAAACAGGAGUGGAACAAGGCACGUCAGUAUCAGAGACCCCCGAGAUGGAGAGGGUUAAACGCAAUCAGCACAACAUUAGCACGAUUCAGUACAAGGACUCUUUGGGUCAAGGCACGUCCAUUCCUGAUCUGCCCGAGGUGAAGCGGGUCCGAGAAACCCAGAAGAAUAUCAGCUUGAUUCAAUACAAAACAGGAGUGGAACAAGGCACGUCAGUAUCAGAGACCCCUGAGAUGGAGAGGGUUAAACGCAAUCAGCACAACAUUAGCACGGUACUCCUCAGAGUGACCCUGCUUUCAUCCGCCCCUCAUACUUCAUCUCUUUUAAACACCGUCAUAACAAACUCCCCUUAGGUCUCAGAAAUGUAAUGUUCAUAUUAAACCCAUCGCGCAGAUAUAACACAUCGUGGGGUCGGCUGGACUCCACUCUAUCAUAACCUGCUUCUU
Notothenia coriiceps (black rockcod) is the source of this 971-nucleotide messenger RNA. RefSeq names its product nebulin-like. Gene Ontology annotation, biological process: cardiac muscle thin filament assembly. Bases 42 to 878 code for a protein of 278 amino acids. Gene Ontology annotation, molecular function: actin filament binding. The record is from RefSeq and is a predicted model, not a curated record. NCBI's taxonomy places the organism in Eukaryota, Metazoa, Chordata, Actinopteri, Perciformes, Nototheniidae. The transcript has 8 exons. Gene Ontology annotation, cellular component: Z disc.